CAGGCUGUGUGACUCACAGGUCUAGGCAGAAUACGAGGAUGAGGAUUCCAUCCAAGCUGAGCACGGGACGGGAACCUCCUCCCUUCUCCUGGCCGGGGAGGGAGAAAACACCAUCUCUCCCUCUCCCCCAAAUCCUUGAGGGACAAAUCUCCCUCGAGAACGAGAGCAGUAAAGCAUCGCUACAUUGCGUGGCGUAAAGAAUGGCCAUGUCGUCGUCGUCGUCGUCGUCGCCGUCGUGCUGCCUCAAGAGCUUCGCAUGGCAAGGCACGCCCAGCGGCCGGGUCGACAAGCUGGGCGCCAACGACAGCUAUGUCACGGGCGACAACCCGGAGCGGGCGGUGCUCUUCAUCCACGACGCCUUGGGGUGGACGUUUCCCAACGCCCGCCUCCUGGCCGACCACUACGCGCGCGAGGCCGACGCCACCGUCUACGUGCCGGACUUCCUGGGCGGCGAGGUGCUGCCGUUCGAGCCCAUCCUGCAGGGCCGCUUCCACGAGGUCGACUUCGCGGGAUUUCUGGCCCGCAACGGCCGCGAGGUUCGCGAGCCCGAGAUCCUCGCCGCCGCCCGCCUGCUGCGCUCCCGGUACAAGCGCGUCGCCGCCGUCGGGUUCUGCUACGGCGGCUGGGCGUGCUUCCGGCUCGGGACGGCGCAGGAGCACCAGCCGCCGCUGGUCGACUGCAUCACCGCGGGCCACCCGAGCCUGCUCACCAAGAAGGACAUCGACGAGGUCGCCGUCCCCGUGCAGAUGCUGGCCCCCGAACACGACCCGACCUACACCCCCGAGCUGAAGACGCACACCUUCGAGACCGUCCCCAAGGCGGGCGUCUACUUCGAAUACCUACAUUUGCCCGGGGUGGAGCAUGGAUGUCUUGUGAGAGGGGAUCCUGACAAGGCGGGCGAGAGGGAGGCGAUGGCUAGGGCCAGGAAUGCUGCCGUGACUUGGUUCAGGCAGUUCUUACAUGAGGGCUGAACGAGAGAGUAUGCUCGAGCAUGCGGAGCAAACAAGUAUUGGAUCCUAUCAUCCUCCACGUAAUUCCCAUCCGUUCAUAUCUAGC
Messenger RNA from Cladophialophora immunda, 1056 nucleotides. RefSeq lists its product as uncharacterized. The transcript has a single exon. Gene Ontology annotation, molecular function: hydrolase activity. NCBI's taxonomy places the organism in Eukaryota, Fungi, Ascomycota, Eurotiomycetes, Chaetothyriales, Herpotrichiellaceae. The record is from RefSeq and is a predicted model, not a curated record. The coding region runs from base 201 to 971 and encodes 256 amino acids.